AUGCAUCCAGAUAGUGAGUUAACGGCCUGUAGUGCUGCGAUGCACAUUCUAGAGGCCCAAAUGAUGGAGAAUCCCUUUUCAAGCGACGCAGCAAGGCUAAUAUCAGAAUAUGCAGGCAUGAUUCGAUUACUGGUGGUAAGCGUAAGUCAGCUUCACCGUGGACUUCGAUUAUCAUGGCGUAGGGGAUCAGCACUGAAGAUGGAAUUAGAGAGAGACUUUACGGCUUCGCCGCUCGCCGCUGAACAUAUUGCAGAGGUUAUCAGAGCCAUAGAUCUGAUAACAGCGUUGGAAAAACGAUACAGAAAAGAACAGACGCAGAACCAAGCCGAGUUUCGUUCACAUCUUCGGGACCUGCAGAAAGAGGGCUACAAAAAGUUUGAACAAGACGUCACAGGGCAUAAUCAUCAAGUACAAACCGAUACAGCAGCGGAAACAGUACCGGUUGUAGAACCCGAAAACAAAAAACACAAGCUUCUGUCAACAAAUCGCAAAAUAACGUCCUCGUUGGUGCGGACAAGCCACAUGCUGCGCAGCUCUGUGCUUCAAAGCGAACUCAACGUUUCUGAGCUACAAGAACAGACUGCGUCGCUGCAUAAAUUGAACGACAGGUUUGAUUCUCUUUCUGGGAUUCUGACGACCUCUUCGAAAGUGGUGCGAGUAAUUCAAAACUCGUCGGGUCAAGAGAAGCGUCAGAUAUACUCGGGACUAAGUUUUCUGGCGUUAUGCAUAGGUUGGGUACUUUGGAGACGUGUUUUCAAGAUGCCCGUCAAACUUGCAUUGUGGUUAUGGUUUCGAUUUUUCCGGUCGAUCCUGACAUUUGCAGGAGCAGUCCCAAAGAUCGAGGUAGGUUUUGGUCCCAUUUCGGUUGCCAACACGAUUGCAACACUUGCAACAGCGACGGAUGUCGUGCAGAAGGCUAUCGAAACCACCCAAGGCGCUUCCGACACCAUGGCGGCGAUGGUAGGUGAUGCAGUGGACGAUGCAUUUUCCAGAAUACGCGACGAGCUGUGA
Molecule: messenger RNA, 1011 nt
Organism: Lachancea lanzarotensis
Lineage: Eukaryota; Fungi; Ascomycota; Saccharomycetes; Saccharomycetales; Saccharomycetaceae
Gene: SEC20
Product: LALA0S02e10396g1_1
Exons: 1
Coding region: 1-1011 (336 amino acids)
Biological process (GO): retrograde vesicle-mediated transport, Golgi to endoplasmic reticulum
Cellular component (GO): SNARE complex; endoplasmic reticulum
Molecular function (GO): SNAP receptor activity
Source: RefSeq, a predicted model, not a curated record